AGCCACCGGUGGUGAAGUUGGCGCUUCCAGUGCUUUAGCUCCAAAAAUUGGUCCGCUUGGUUUGGCUCCUAAAAAAGUCGGUGAAGAUAUAGCUAAGGCUACAGCAGAUUGGAAGGGUCUACGUGUGACGGUAAAAUUAACAAUUCAAAACCGUCAAGCAGCUGUUUCAGUUGUACCAAGUGCUUCUUCCUUGGUCAUUAGAGCUUUAAAAGAACCACCAAGAGACCGUAAAAAGGAAAAAAACAUCAAACAUUCUGGUAAUAUCACACUCGACGAGGUAAUCGAAAUUGCUCGCCAAAUGCGUUUCAAGUCCUUUGCCAAAUCACUUAAGGGGACAGUGAGGGAAAUCUUGGGCACAUGCUUUAGCGUUGGGUGCACAGUUGACGGCCAAUCUCCGAAGGACUUAAGUGACUCGAUUGCAGCUGGUGAAGUAGAAGUUCCUGAUGAAUAA
This is a messenger RNA of Dentiscutata erythropus, 451 nucleotides long. NCBI's taxonomy places the organism in Eukaryota, Fungi, Glomeromycota, Glomeromycetes, Diversisporales, Gigasporaceae. The record is from the annotation of a GenBank genome assembly.